Messenger RNA from Nylanderia fulva, 4428 nucleotides. It is a transcript of the gene NKCC, whose product is annotated as sodium potassium chloride cotransporter. Gene Ontology annotation, molecular function: sodium:potassium:chloride symporter activity. Gene Ontology annotation, biological process: potassium ion import across plasma membrane; sodium ion homeostasis; chloride ion homeostasis. Gene Ontology annotation, cellular component: membrane. NCBI's taxonomy places the organism in Eukaryota, Metazoa, Arthropoda, Insecta, Hymenoptera, Formicidae. The record is from RefSeq and is a predicted model, not a curated record.
UAUUAUUUAAAAAUAUCAUAUAAUAAUAUUCUGGCAUGACUGUAAUUUUUCCGCGAAUGCGUCAUCGAAGAAAAUCUCAUAUAGUAUCGCACAUACAUAUAUAUAUAUAUAUUUAUUCGUGACAUUGCGAAUAAAUCUUCGAACUUGCAAAACGUUGAACCGUACGUAUUAAAGUUUGGGAACAUUGCCAAAUAUUUGCACGAAAAUUCACAUGUCGCAAAAUACAAUCAUCUGCCAUUUAUAAAUCUAUACAUAUAGUAACGUUAAUAAUCCUUUCCGCAUUCACUGCAACAUAAACAUGUCACAGUCUGAGACAUUUAUUAACUGUUUUCUUUUCUCCAACACAAUGACCUGUCUUACUUCUAUAGAUUCAGGAUAUAAUAACUUGUUAGAUAUAACGUGUUAUACGAAAGACGAGUUAUCCUAGCACAGGUCAAUAGUAUUAAUUAAUAAUUAAUUGAAAUAUAAUAGCCAGAUGUAUUGCCAUCUGAUUCAUUGCUCACAAAUAAUAAUCUUAAUGUUUUCUGGGAAAACUGCGAAACAAGACUCCGAUAUGUGACCUUAAUUGUCUCCGCUUCCAAUUAUCGCUCGACCAGACCUUCGGGUCGAUAUUGAAUCACACGUCGCGCUUUGAAUUUUUCUCGACAUUAAUUUCCACAAUUACAUCAAUAGCAUUAAGUAAUUAUACAUUAAACAGAAUAUAUGCACCUGUGCAUAAAAGCGCGCAAAUAAAUGGUUUCUAUUUAACAGUUUCUUUUGCCGCGUGUCUUCUUACAUUGUAACUGCGCUACAAUUGUGUCAGCUCCUUGGUCUUAAUUUAUUCAACCGUCUGUGCACAGGAGAAUAAUAAUUUGCAUGCACAGAACAGUCGGAAAAUGAAUAAAGCAUCGCUUAUUAAAUGCAUUUUCAGAUACGGCGAAAUGGAGAGUCAUUUUCAGGGCAAAGCACCGGAAGAGGAUACGAUUGGACAGCUGCAGCAAAAUAAUAAGAGAUCUACAAUGACGUUAAACAUGAGCGGAUUGUGGGAUGUGGUUCCUCGAUUGGAUCAUUAUAGAUUAAGCCGUCGUGCAAAAAGACCGUCUUUGAGUACUUUGCAUGAAGGAAAUCUUAUAAAGGACGCCAAUGCCGUCGAGACCGGGCAGGUCGGGAGCGUCGCCGGUCAACAGGGUCACGGCGGAAUAAAAUUAGGAUGGAUCCAAGGCGUCCUCAUACCGUGCCUGCUAAACAUAUGGGGCGUAAUGCUGUUUCUGCGACUUUCGUGGGUAGUCGCGCAGGCCGGUAUUCUGCAUAGCAUCGUCAUUAUCGGGAUAUCGGCGGUCGUCUGCGUCAUUACGACGCUUAGCCUCAGCGCAAUUAGCACUAAUGGGGAAGUAAAGGGAGGUGGAAUAUAUUUUAUCAUAUCUCGUUCUCUUGGUCCGGAGUUUGGUGCAUCUGUUGGUAUCGUAUUUGCAUGCGCAAAUGCUGUGGCAGCUUCGAUGAACACGAUCGGUUUCUGUGACUCACUCAACGAUUUACUGAAAACAUACGGCUUGAGAAUUAUAGAUAACAGCGUGAAUGACAUUAGAAUCGUCGGCAUAAUAGCGCUUAUCGUUAUGAUUCUUAUUUGUGCGGUCGGCAUGGAGUGGGAGUCAAAGGCCCAAAACUUCCUUAUAGCUGUUAUUUUGGGUGCAAUUCUGGAUUUUUUGAUUGGAACUAUUAUGGGACCACAAAAUAAGGAACAAGAGGCGAAAGGUUUCAUAGGCUUUUCAUCAACAGUAUUUAUGGACAAUUUCUGGUCGGACUAUCGGUACUCUGAGAACAACAAUCAAACCUUUUUCUCGGUCUUUGCUAUUUUCUUUCCAUCCGUCACCGGCAUUCAAGCUGGUGCCAACAUUUCCGGUGAUUUAAAGGAUCCAGCAAGCAGUAUACCAAUGGGAACUCUUCUCGCUCUAUUGAUCUCUAUGUUUAGUUAUGUGAUUUUCGUCUUCUUUGCUGGUGCAGCGGCCGCCAGAGAUGCAGGUGGCUUCGUAAACAAUACUAUCGUGGAAUGCAUUUCCAACAAUUGCACUUAUGGACUGCACAAUAGUUAUUCGGUCAUGCAAUUGAUGUCCGUUUGGGGCCCGCUGAUUUAUGCAGGCUGCUUCGCGGCUACUUUGUCAACGGCUCUAACAAAUUUAUUAUCGGUGCCCAGGCUUAUUCAGGCUCUGGGUCAAGAUCGAAUUUAUCCCUGGUUGUUCUUCUUCAGUAAAGGAUACGGAAAAUCCGGGGAACCUUAUCGAGGAUACGUCCUCACGUUUGCUGUCGCGGCUCUCUUUCUUUUAAUCGCCAAUCUUAACGCAGUCGCACCAUUGAUCUCGAACUUCUACUUAGCGUCGUACGCCUUAAUCAAUUUCUGCACUUUUCACGCAGCGCUGGUCCGUCCACUCGGAUGGCGGCCUAGUUUUAAAUAUUACAAUACUUGGAUAUCCUUGUUCGGAUUCAUUCUUUGCGUUGCGAUUAUGUUCCUUAUUGAUUGGGUGACUUCGCUCAUCACCUUCGUCGUCAUCUUUGCGCUGUAUCUUAUAGUAGUUUAUCGUAAACCGGAUGUAAAUUGGGGCAGCAGCACACAGGCGCAAACUUAUAAAACUGCACUUUCCAUCGUUUACAGAUUAAAUUCCAUCGACGAGCACGUGAAAAAUUACGCUCCUCAGAUUCUGGCGCUUACUGGUCCUCCUGGAGCGAGACCAGCAUUGACACAUUUGGCAAACAUCAUUACAAAGAAUAAUUCCUUGCUAAUUUCCGGCGAAGUCUUUCCGACACGACUCUCGUAUCGGUUACGUUCCGCGCGCUUAAGAAGCGGUUAUUCCUGGCUACAUCAACAACGUAUAAAAUCGUUUUAUCACGUGGUGGAGGAUUUAAAUCUGGAACGAGGUGCUGCCGCGUUGAUGCAGGCCAGCGGAGUCGGCAAAUUAGCCCCCAACGUGGUCCUCAUGGGUUACAAGACUCAUUGGGCGACAUGCAAUCACAAGGAUCUGCAGGAAUACUUCAACGUUCUUCACAAUGCUUUCGAUCACAAGUUGGCUGUGGCAAUCUUGAGAAUCGCCGAAGGUUUGGACUGCUCUGCUAUCACAAAUGGGAAUGGCGACGAUGAACACGGAGGCCUUGCUCAGAGCAGUUAUGAUUUAGCAGGAAACACUCUGAUGCACGCCGACAGUGAUCUUUCUAUGAGCACGCAGAUUCCCAGAGUACAAAGUGUGCCUACAAUAGGUACUCCAUUUGUCUCGCAUGACGUAAUGCAUAUGAUCAGAGAUUCUCCAGUACAUUGGAAUGCUCGAGAAAAUUUAAAACACAAGAAAAAAAUUGCUGCUGAUAAAUUACUCGAAAAACGCAAUGGUAUGGCUUCUAUACCAGAAAGUAUAACAGUUUUCCAGAAGAAACAUAAGAAAGGAACGAUUGACGUAUGGUGGUUGUACGAUGACGGAGGUCUGACAAUUCUUCUACCAUAUAUAAUUAGUACACGCUCUAAUUGGGAGACCUGCAAGAUAAGAAUAUUUGCUCUUGCCAAUCAUAAACAGGAUAUCGGUGCGCAAGAAAAAGAAAUGGAUGAAAUAAUGUGCAAGGCUCGAAUAAAAUACAGCAGUUUAAAGAUGGUAGAUGAUAUCAGCAUCGAACCGAAACAGGAGACUAUGUCUUUUUUCGACAAAUUAAUAUCCGACUUUCGAAUGAACGAUCCUUCUGACAAUUCGGAAUGUUACGUUACCGAUUUUGAGCUUCAGAAUUUACGGGAUAAAACGUACCGACAAUUGCGAUUGCGAGAAUUAGUGUUGGAGAACUCGAGUCAGUCCACCUUGGUAAUAAUGUCCUUGCCGAUGCCAAGGAAGGGUGCAGUUUCGGCGCCAUUAUAUAUGGCCUGGUUGGAAACGCUCACAAAAGACAUGCCACCGACGAUCUUGAUCCGCGGGAAUCACACAUCCGUAUUGACGUUCUACUCGUAGUCUAUCGAUUAUAAUCUAGCUAAUAAUUAAUUAAUUAACUAAUUGUGAUUUGCGUCAAAUCGCGCCACGAGAAAUCUCUCUCCUUAUUGCAAAGAUCUCUUUCCAACGCGGAGAGAUACGCACAGUAUUCGGAAUAUUUAUUGCCAAAAGAUCGUGUAGAUACGCCAAUACUUUUGACUCCUUUUGUGUUUUUAUACUUGUACUUCAUAGAUCAACCUUAUGAUAUUUCAUCCUGUCGACUUGUAAGUUAUAGAAUUAAGAAAUUAACUCAUUAUAUGUAUAAGUAUAGUAUAGCAAAAUAACUCUGGUACCUGUAGAACAGUGUUUCUUGAUAGCUUUUUCAUUACUCAACAACUUCAGCAGUUUACUAUAAUUAAUUGGUGUAUAAUUAUUACGACUGAACGAAACUGUGAAUGAAAAUUUUUGAAUAAGAGUUUAAGACCGUAACAUGACAUAAUAAAUUCCAUAACGAUAA